AUGAAAACGACUUGGAAAGAGAUUCAGCCUGUGCCUUCGAGCCAGGAGUUCCUGGAUAUCGUUCUUAGUCGGACACAGAGGCGGUUGCCCACACAGAUUCGGGCUGGGUUUAAGAUUAGUCGGAUCAGAGCCUUUUAUACCAGAAAAGUCAAGUUCACAUCAGAGACCUUUUGCGAGAAAUUCCAAGCGAUACUGGAAGGAUUCCCAAGACUGCAGGAUAUUCAUCCAUUUCACAAGGAUUUGAUGAAUACACUUUACGAUGCCGACCAUUUUCGUAUUGCUCUCGGCCAGCUUGCCACUGCCAAACAUCUGAUAGAAACCGUUUCCCGGGACUAUGUCCGCCUCAUCAAAUAUGCCCAGUCACUAUUCCAGUGCAAACAGCUCAAAAGAGCUGCUCUGGGUCGUAUGGCGACGAUAUGCAGACGUUUGAAGGAUCCGCUUGUCUAUCUCGAACAGGUGCGGCAGCAUCUUGGGCGUCUGCCCUCGAUUGAUCCCAAUACUAGAACGCUCCUUAUCUGUGGAUAUCCCAACGUUGGCAAGUCCAGCUUUCUGAGAAAUAUCACCAAGGCGGAUGUCGACGUACAGCCGUAUGCCUUCACUACCAAAAGCUUGUUCGUCGGGCAUUUCGAUUACAAGUACCUUCGCUUCCAGGCUAUUGACACCCCUGGCAUCUUGGACCACCCUCUUGAAGAGAUGAAUACGAUUGAAAUGCAGUCAAUUACCGCUAUUGCUCAUUUGAGAUCUGUGAUUCUCUAUUUUAUGGACUUGUCGGAACAGUGUGGCUAUUCAGUGACGGAUCAAAUUAAACUAUUCAACAGCAUUAAGCCGCUGUUUGCAAAUAAGAUCGUUUACGUGGUGGUUAAUAAAAUCGAUGUAAUGCGACCAGAAGAUUUGGAUGCAUCGACCCAAGAAGAACUCCAGUCUAUCUUGAAACCGGCGGAAGUGGAGAUGCUGCAGGUUUCGUGUGCAACUACAGAAGGAGUUACAGCCGUGAAGAAUGCUGCCUGUGACAGACUUCUCGCAGAGAGAGUGGCCCAGAAGCUGAAAACGGGUUCUAACAAUGCAGGUACUCCGUCUGGAAGGCUGGGUGAUCUUUUGGCUAGAAUCCACGUUGCACAACCCAUUGGUGGAGUCACUUGCGAAGUCUUCAUACCCGAAGCAGUCAAAUCGCUGAAGAAAUACGAUAAGCACGAUCCUGAGAAACGCAAGCUUGCAAGGGACACGGAAGAAGAGAACGGCGGUGCGGGUGUAUUUAACGUAAAUUUGAAAGAUAGCUACAUGCUUGCGAAUGACGAGUGGAAACACGACAAGAUCCCCGAAGUAUGGAAUGGCAAGAACGUCUACGACUUUGUGGAUCCUGACAUUGAGGCGAAGCUUGCCGCGCUGGAAGAGGAGGAGGAGAAACUGGAGGCGGAAGGAUACUAUGAUUCCGACGAGAGCGUCGAAGAUGCAGAGGAAGUCGACAUUCGCAUGAAGGCUGACCUCAUCCGCGAGAAGCAGCAGUUGAUCCGCAACGCGUCCAAGAUGCGAAAAUCCCUCAAGAACCGCGCACUUAUCCCUCGCAGCGUCAAAGCUCGCAAACUCUCUGAAAUGAAUUCUCAUUUGCAAUCAAUCGGUUACGACGCGCAAUCCGCGUCCAGCCGCGUUCAAACCCAAUCCCAAUACCGUGGCCGGACGACCUCCCGAACCGGGGUCGAAGCGGCGGAUGCUAUGGAGAUCGACAGUGGUGCUGCCAACACCUCUCGGCAUGAACUGCUUGAACGCGCCAAAAGCAGAGCUCGCAGCCAGGGGCCAACCAAUCGUCUUGUCGACGGCAUAACAGAUAUACAAUCUCGAAGCAAGGCUGAUAGGAUGGCCAGGCUUGCGCAGAAGAAGAUGAAUCGGAUGGCGAGACAAGGUGAAGCAGAUCGACAUCAAACGGCUUCUUUGGCAAAGCAUUUGUUCUCUGGGAAACGUGGAAUCGGCAAGACUCAACGCCGCUGA
Paracoccidioides lutzii Pb01 is the source of this 1983-nucleotide messenger RNA. Its product is annotated as nucleolar GTP-binding protein. The coding region runs from base 1 to 1983 and encodes 660 amino acids. Gene Ontology annotation, molecular function: GTPase activity; RNA binding; GTP binding. The record is from RefSeq and is a predicted model, not a curated record. The transcript is spliced from 5 exons. Gene Ontology annotation, biological process: ribosomal large subunit biogenesis. Gene Ontology annotation, cellular component: nucleolus.